Molecule: messenger RNA, 864 nt
Organism: Pseudozyma flocculosa PF-1
Lineage: Eukaryota; Fungi; Basidiomycota; Ustilaginomycetes; Ustilaginales; Ustilaginaceae
Exons: 1
Coding region: 1-864 (287 amino acids)
Source: RefSeq, a predicted model, not a curated record
AUGAGCAGUUCGAGCCAUUUUCACCAGCAAGCCCUCUCGAGGCCGUCGACAGGCUCAAAUCGUCUGCGGGCAUCUCGUGUGGUAUUAAAGGCGAAGGAACGCAUCCCUUGGGAUCCUUCAGGCCACCUCUUCCUCCUCACUAUCGCCCAAACAAGAUCAGGACAUCUCUCGUUUAAUCUGCACCAGGGUAGAUCAGGUUCGAGCACCCCUCGACACGAUCGCUUUGCAUUGCCCUACCCUGAAGUCGAAACGACCAAGCCCCUCUACUGCACUCCCCAUCGGCGCGCUCGUACCGAGUCCUUACCUUUCACCAUGGCCACUUUCAAGGCAGCCAUCCUCGUCGCCCUAGUGCUCUGGUGCCUCCAAGCUUUGACCGUCAGCGCCACGACGCCUGACAAUAUCUUCGAGGGAAAACGAAGCAUCGCACCCAGCCGGCGUCACCGAGGGGCUGCAAAGUCGGGCUUCGAUCGCCGACUCAUGAUGGGCGGUAUGAUGCCUGGCAUGAUGGGCGGCGGGGGCGGCUUCCCAGGUAUGGGCGGCGGGGGCGGCUUCCCAGGUAUGGGCGGCGGGGGCGGCCUACCUGGGCUCGGUGCUGGCGGCGGGGGAGGAGGCUUGUCCAACUUAAUGGGCGGCCUGGGAGGGGCGGGCGGCGGCGAUGCCGGGAGCAGCACUGCAGGUGCCGGUGGUACUUCUGGCGGCCCCUCUCCCGGCAGUGCUCCUGUACCCGCCUCCAAGGCUGCGGUUGUUCCGGUUGGCGGCACUGGCGCUGCUCCCCCUACGGGUGGUAGCGGUACCGCUUCUCCCGCCGCUGCCGGCAGCACUACCCCCGCACCUCUGCUAGUGGCAAAACGUCCCUGCUGCUGA